Pterocles gutturalis (yellow-throated sandgrouse) is the source of this 1707-nucleotide messenger RNA. RefSeq names its product gamma-glutamyltransferase 1 (gene GGT1). Gene Ontology annotation, cellular component: plasma membrane. Gene Ontology annotation, biological process: regulation of immune system process; regulation of inflammatory response; glutathione catabolic process. Lineage: Eukaryota; Metazoa; Chordata; Aves; Pterocliformes; Pteroclidae. The record is from RefSeq and is a predicted model, not a curated record. Bases 1 to 1707 code for a protein of 568 amino acids. The transcript is spliced from 12 exons. Gene Ontology annotation, molecular function: glutathione gamma-glutamate hydrolase.
AUGAAGAAGCGCUGUGUGGUGGCCGGAGUCCUGGCUGCAGCCCUGCUGGGGCUCAUCUUGUUCCUGGGACUCUUCUUCGGGCUGCGCCCUGCCUUAAGGGACACGCACACCUACAAGAGAGCGGCUGUGGCUGCAGAUGCGGGGCCGUGCUCAGUAAUUGGAAGGGAUAUCCUUCAGCAAGGUGGAUCAGCAGUCGAUGCUGCGAUUGCAGCUCUGCUUUGUGUAGGACUCAUGAAUGCUCACAGCAUGGGCAUUGGAGGGGGCCUCUUCUUUACCAUCUACAGCAGCACAGGAAAAGUGGAAAUCAUUAAUGCAAGAGAGGUGGCUCCAAAAAGAGCAUCGGAGGGCAUGUUUGGGAACAACACAGAGCUCUCUAUGAAAGGAGGACUGUCCAUCGCUGUCCCAGGAGAAAUCCGGGGGUAUGAACUGGCUCACAAACGUCAUGGCAAACUGGCAUGGAAAGACCUGUUUCUGCCCAGCAUCAAGAUGGCUAGAGAAGGAUUUCCUAUUGGGAAAGGCCUUGCAGCAGCCAUCAAAGCAAGAGAGGAGUCAAUUGAAAGCAAUCCCUCACUGUGCGAAGUGUUCUGCAAAGGAGGGAAAAUUCUGCAUGAGGGGGAUAUCAUGAAGAUGCCUAAACUAGCCAACACAUACGAGACUAUAGCCAGUGAAGGAGCAGAUGCCUUUUACACAGGAAGCCUGGCAAAACAGAUCAUCGAUGACAUCCGCAGUGUAGGAGGCAUUGUCACAUUGGAUGACCUGCAGGACUACAGCGCAACAGUGAUUGAAGACCCCAUAGAGGUCAUGCUUGGGGAGUUUACCCUUUACACACCCAGUGCCCCCCUAAGCGGCCCGGUGCUAGCCCUCAUUCUCAACAUCCUGAAAGGAUAUAAUUUCUCUGCUGACAGUAUCAAAACCGUGGAGGAGAAAGGUCUGACUUACCACCGCAUUGUGGAGGCCUUUCGCUUUGCCUACGCCAAGAGGACUUUACUGGGAGAUCCAAAAUUUGUCAACAUUACAGAGGCCAUCAGAAACAUGACAUCCGAGUUCUUCGCGGAUGGUCUCCGAAGGAAAAUCACAGACAACACCUCCCAUCCAGUUGACUACUAUGAACCAGUAUAUUACACUGGAGAUAAUGCUGGUACAUCCCACCUCUCCAUUGUGGCUGAUGAUGGCAGUGCUGUGUCCGCCACCAGCACCAUCAACCAAUACUUUGGCUCUCACGUACGAUCCAAUGUGAGUGGAAUCAUAUUUAAUGAUGAGAUGGAUGACUUCAGCUCACCUUACAUAAUCAACGGGUUUGGGAUCCCUCCUUCUCCAGCAAAUUUCAUAGCACCAGGUAAACAGCCGAUGUCUUCCAUGUGCCCCUCCAUCUUGGUGGAUAAAAUGAAAAAGGUCAGGAUGGUGGUUGGUGCUUCCGGAGGAACAAAAAUAACUACAGCAACAGCACUGGCAAUCAUCAAUUCCAUCUGGUUUGGUUAUGAUGUGAAGAAAGCAGUGGAAGAGCCUAGAAUUCAUGAUCAGCUGUUCCCCAAUAUCACGGAGCUUGAGGAGGAAAUAGAGCAGGGUGUAGAAGAACAACUAAAGAGAAGAAGGCACGACACCACGCGGGUGAGCGGCGGUGCGGUUGUGCAGGCCAUUCUCAGAACAGACAAAGGAUGGGCUGCAGCCUCCGAUUCCCGGAAAGGUGGCUUCCCUGCAGGCUACUGA